Molecule: messenger RNA, 2452 nt
Organism: Cephus cinctus (wheat stem sawfly)
Lineage: Eukaryota; Metazoa; Arthropoda; Insecta; Hymenoptera; Cephidae
Product: UBA-like domain-containing protein 2
Exons: 4
Coding region: 232-633 (133 amino acids)
Molecular function (GO): protein binding
Source: RefSeq, a predicted model, not a curated record
CUCGUCGCCGGUCUGGGAUGAGUUUAGUUUUGAAAACAAGGAGCCUGCCGCUGCCGCUGCCGCCGCCGCUCGCUCGUCGCCAUCGCCAGCAUCGCUAUUGUCGCUCGCGAUCACUUUCGAGUUUAACGAAGAAUCUUAGAACAGCAGCUGGCAGUAACAGGCACGCGCGAAUCGUGUGCAAGGCCGUGAUCGCGCUUAGUUAUCCACUUCCCGCGGGAAAUUCAGUGAAAAAUGGACGCCCUGCGGGAGCAGGUGAUGAUCAAUCAGUUCGUGCUGGCUGCUGGUUGUGCCAGGGAACAGGCGAAACAAUUGUUGCAGGCUGCACACUGGCAAUUCGAGACAGCGCUGAGUAUAUUUUUCCAAGAAGCGGCGAUACCUUCCUGUGCCCAAGGACCUGGCACUCAUUUCGGACAGAUCACUCCGUGUAACACGCCUGCAACGCCGCCGAACUUCCCCGACGCUCUAUUGGCCUUUUCGAAGAUGUCAGCCGGUGAGAAAACACCUUCGGGCAUGUCCCCGAGUCAGAAUGGUCAACAGACAACGCAGCAUCACGGUGGCCGGUGUAGCGUUUCCGGUGGUGCACAGCAACAGACGCAAAAUCAACAGUUUGGUCUUGGCGAACCGCAGAGAUAAAACAAACUCAUCGUCAUCGUGCAAAUCGCAAACCGCAAGAAGUAAUAACCCUAAGGAAUACUGAGGCGUCGAAGUCACACGCGAAUGACGUCGACACAUCGACGCCGAUGCGGACAGCGUCGAGACGCAGAUACCCACUUGGACUCCAAGAGAGGAACCUCGGCAACGUGGAACGUAUAUGUGGCUCUUAGCGGUUGAGCGUGAAGACGAAGAAGGAAAAGAGAGUUUGAUCGAAGCGAAAUUGAGCUUGGAACUCUCCAUGUCUUUUUUAAGAAUCCGAUACAGACGUCUUCUUCUCGUCGACCUGUUGCUGCUAUCCGCUACUUGCGAUUAUCUCCGCCAGGACCUUCCCCAGGAGGAGGUACUCCGUCCCGGAAUCUCAGCAGUCUUGAAUUUCGAUGCACCAGACUGAUCUGUCCAAUGCGACUUGACCGGGAAACCUUCCGUUAAGAGGAAAGCAAUUACUCCAAACGUUCUACUUUUCUCUUCUGUUUGAUAUUGAUACUUCAAGAAUCGAAUCAUAAUGGCGGAUCGGCUAGGAUCGCGUUCACUUGAAAAGGGAGUCACUGCCGUCUCUUAGUGCAGCUCCUCUUCUUACUUUUACGUUUAUUUCUUUUUGAGACGCGAGAUAUAGGAGCGUAGUUCCUAAAAAGUAAAUGAAAGACAAUUAGAGAUAUCAUUAGCUGGUAAUUAAUUAUUAGUGCUUGCACCGUGUGCGUCCUUCUUCCUUGGGUCGUUGCGAACGCUCACUCAUUUCUUAGCCGUUUUGCGAGCGACACUUUUCCGCUUCAAUUUAUACUUUACUCGACCGUCGUUUCCUCGAGGAAUCCUCUUACGGUUUUCCUUAUAAAUAGGGUCGAUUAAUUCUACGAUCGCUCGAUCGAUUUCUUUAUUUGCUAUCAAAUUGAUCGAUCGAUCGAAUGCCGAUAGAGAGCAAAUGGAAUUAAUGGACAAGAAGUAAGAGUCUAUAAGUCUCUACGUUCGCCAUUAUUUCUUUUAAUCGUGAUUAAAUAUUACUGUAAUCAAGUAGCAGAUGUUAGUGCGUUGUGUAACGAGAGCGCGUCCCUGUCCACGCACAAGAUGAGACUGUGUUAAGAGAGUCGAAGAGUUAGGUACACGAGAUGUGUACUGCCAAUUAAACUGUAAAAAGCAAUUGUGGAAAUUGGAUUUCUAUUACAUAGAUACACGUGUAGCAAAUAUCUAUGAAGACUCCGAGACUGUUUGCUUUUCCCUAAAGAACAAUAAUUGGCAUAAUCGAUCGGCGCGUGUCUAUGAGGGAAAAAAACAAUUUGGCGCAAGAAAUGAUAAGAUAGAAGCGUUCAGAAAGAAUUGACAAAGCCGGAAUUAUGGCUUAAAUGGAAUCUGUUGCAAAUAAGAAAUUUGCCCAUAAGUUUUGGCACUUUGUAUAAAAUUUUGCGCAACUGUAUUCUUCGGACAAUAACAGGCCCCCAGCUAUUCUAUAAGGCUAAUUUUCAUAUUUGCUAUUUAUUCCAUCGGGCACUCUUCAUCUGUCUCUUAAACUCUUUGUCUGUCGUCUGUCUUUCUAUGUUCUUGUAGCUUCUCAAAUCCGCACGUACGUCCUUUCCUCUCGCGCUGGAAUAAAGAACCGAUAAUCGUGCACCAAGUGUGAGAGACAGUGAAAGAGAACGAGAGCUACGAAUUUACUGGUUUUUUCAUCGGAAUUGACAGCCGUGGCUUUUGUCUUCUGUGAAAAUGGAGGCUGCACCUGUCUCUUAGGUCGUACUAAUUAUUUGUGUGUGUAUUUGUAGUAGACACGUCGAGAAUGACGAAAGAAAAAUUCUUGUGAACUUUGACCGCA